Molecule: messenger RNA, 2478 nt
Organism: Meyerozyma guilliermondii ATCC 6260
Lineage: Eukaryota; Fungi; Ascomycota; Pichiomycetes; Serinales; Debaryomycetaceae
Gene: LEU3
Product: leucine-responsive transcriptional regulator
Exons: 1
Coding region: 1-2478 (825 amino acids)
Biological process (GO): regulation of DNA-templated transcription; DNA-templated transcription
Cellular component (GO): nucleus
Molecular function (GO): DNA-binding transcription factor activity, RNA polymerase II-specific; transcription cis-regulatory region binding; zinc ion binding
Source: RefSeq, a predicted model, not a curated record
AUGACCCUGAGCUCUCUAGACAACUUGGCCCAUAUAGCCAACAUGUCGGAGGAGCUACACCAGUUGAAUAGUCAACUCAAGGCCGAGGAGGCGGCGGGAUACACUCCUUCUGGUUCUGGACCCUACGAGCCUGAGACCCAACCAUCUUCAAAUUCUGGCGUAAAUGGCCGGCCAAAACGUAUCGCUUGUGUGAACUGUAGACAGCAGAAGAGCAGGUGUGACUCGCACCAGAAACACCCGGCACCAUGUACCAGAUGUGCCAAAAAAGGACUCCAUUGCACACUCAAGAGUGACUAUAAACGAACCUAUAAAAGAGCCCGGAUAGCCCAGAUUGAACGAGAGUUUGAGGAGUUGAAAGAGCGUCUCAAGGUGGCGUCGGCACCUGGAUCUGGUACUGGUAUCCCGUUGGGAAGUAAUGAACAAAUACCACAGUCGCAUAUGGCCCAAACUCAUCCUCGAGCAUCACCAGUGGUGUUUUCUCCAGGUAAUAUUCGUGCUCCAGAGUUGUCACACAACACUUCUGAAAGCAACAACUCACCGGAAAUGCCGUCGAUUUUCCGUCCUCUAGACCACCGCUCAGAGACUCCAUUCCACCAAACAGUUCUCGAAGAAGAGUCGCUUAUUUGUGAAGAAAAAACCAUCGAUUCUGUAUCGCUUUCUCCACACACGAUUCGCAAUCUUUACCUCGAGUUUGUUGACUGCUACCACCCCAUCCUCCCGGUCGUUGAGGUGACCAAAGGACCCGAGCGUAUCUACCGUCUCUGUCCUGCCCUUUUCUGGGUCAUAAUGUUCGUUUCUCUUCGACGGUUUCGAGACGAGUCGCAAAAGACUCUACUCCUCGAACUUGCCCCAUUAAUCAAAAACAUCCUUUCCGAAAUCACCAUCUCCCCCAUCACAAGAUACAACCCCACCGAAGAAGACGAACCCAUUUUCAACGCUUGCUCGGUCUACUCCGUCCAGGCUUUCUUGCUCUACACGUUCUGGCCGCCCAUCACCUCCUCGCUCAGUGCCGACUCGUCGUGGAACACCAUUGGUGUGGCUCUUUUCCAAGCAAUUAGAAUCGGACUCCAUACUAGAACGCCAAAUCCCGACGGAACCAAGACUCCCCAGCAGAUCGAAAUGGCACAGGAACAAGCCAAAACCUGGAUCGUGUGUAAUAUAGUAUCGCAAACCAUAGCAUCUUCAUUUGGGUUUCCCGCGUUUGUUCAAUUCGACUCGUCAAUGUCCAGUCUUCAGCCCACAAUCUCCACCAUCCAGCCGGCGCAAAUCCCCAAGACUUUGAUGUUCAUGACAGAAAUCGCCCAGUUUGAAGACCAAGUUGCCAAAACUCUCAAUUCAAACCCAAUGGAUCCCCAUGGCUUGAUCGAUGCUACGGAAAGACUUCCACUUCUCAAGGUGUUAAACCGUCAAUUGGACGAUCUCGAGGUCAAAUUUGCAAAUGAAGCCGUUGACGGAUUCCGAAAAUUCCAAAUUCUCACUGCUAGAGUACACCUCUUGACAUACCAUUUCAUGGAUACUUCUCGCGUGGCAUCGUUCGAGCUUCAAAAGGGAUUGGUACGGUUGUACAAUGCUGCCAUAACCCUCGUCAAUCAUGUCCAUUCGUGCCAAACAAAAGACAAGCGGUUUGUGAAAUAUCUUCCUGGAGUGUACAUUCUCAGUAUAUGGCAAGCAGCAUUUAUCAUUGGAAAGCUAGCACACUCGCCGCUCCAGAAAGUGGUGGAUGUGGGUUCUGGACGCCAGACGUACCAAACAGCAAUUUCAUUGGCUGCUAAAGCUUCAGUAUUGAAGCAUGAUAUUGCUUAUAGAUCCAGUGGAAUCAUGAAAAGUAUGUGGCAGCUUUUCCGAACUUUGGAUAAGCGAAACAUAUCCAGUUGGACCAUAAGUAUCCGAACAAGAAUGGCAGCGUCGGUGUUCUUUGACUGCUUGUAUCUUCUCCGAGAGAAGGUUGGCAUGAUAAAACUCAAUAAUCGCACCGAUGGAAAUGGCACUAAUGUUGACGACGAAGCCAUCUCAGAAGAAGAUGAAGACUUUGACGGAGCCACCGGGUCGGAUAAGGAUACUGCACCCACAGAGGACCAGAAAAGUAACAAGUCCACACCAAGCUCAACAUCUAGUCGUUCCAAAAAACCUCGUUCUUUAUCCAACAAUUUGGACGCUGAGUCCACUGCUAGAAAAAUCAUUCGUACAAUUCCCUUGGAUCCCCAGCCCAUGUCUGUUAGCAAGCGCAGCAGUAUAUUCAACGUGGUGAACAACAGCACCGAAACGUCUCCCCAUAUGAGAUCUGAAGGAUCUUACCAGUCGCCGAAUCAGGACCAAAAAAUGGCCCAAAAUGCGACGUCCGGCUUGGCGAAACAAGACCCGUCGCCCAUGUAUGAGUCUCUCGAGCAUUUCGACAUGGACUCGCUCGACAUAAGUAGCAGCGACUUGCUCUGGAAGGACGUCGAUAGCGUUAUGAACGACUUUGGGUUCCAUACAUAG